AUGACCCACCAGACCCACUCAUACCAUAUAGUUAACCCGAGCCCUUGACCACUAACAGGGGCUCUCUCCGCCCUCCUCAUAACAUCAGGAUUAGUAAUAUGAUUCCACUUCAAUUCAAUGCUUCUUUUAACUCUAGGCAUAGCAACCAAUACGUUAACCAUAUAUCAAUGAUGACGAGAUAUCGUCCGAGAAGGAACAUUCCAAGGCCACCACACUCCUACCGUUCAAAAAGGCCUACGAUACGGGAUAAUCCUUUUCAUCACAUCAGAAGUCUUCUUCUUCGCAGGCUUCUUCUGAGCCUUCUACCAUUCAAGUCUAGCACCAACCCCCGAAUUAGGAGGGUGCUGACCACCCACAGGUAUUUCACCACUAAAUCCCCUAGAAGUACCACUACUUAACACCUCAGUCCUUCUAGCCUCCGGAGUUUCCAUUACCUGAGCUCAUCACAGCCUAAUAGAAGGGGACCGCAAACACAUACUUCAAGCCCUUUUCAUUACCAUCUCUCUAGGCCUAUACUUCACUCUCCUACAAGCCUCAGAGUAUUAUGAAGCACCAUUUACAAUCUCCGACGGGAUUUACGGCUCCACAUUCUUCAUAGCCACAGGAUUCCACGGCCUCCAUGUCAUCAUCGGAUCCACCUUCCUUAUUAUCUGCUUCCUACGUCAACUAAACUACCAUUUUACAUCCAGUCACCAUUUUGGGUUUGAAGCAGCUGCCUGAUACUGACACUUUGUAGACGUCGUAUGACUGUUCCUAUACGUAUCUAUCUAUUGAUGAGGAUCUU
This is a messenger RNA of Lutra lutra (Eurasian river otter), 784 nucleotides long. NCBI's taxonomy places the organism in Eukaryota, Metazoa, Chordata, Mammalia, Carnivora, Mustelidae. The record is from the annotation of a RefSeq genome assembly.